CUAGCGUCCACAUGAAAGCCGCAGCUCCACACUUCUCCAGACCGAGCAAGCAUGAGGAUAGAUUACUUUAUUUGAGAACGGGAAAGGGGGCUUUCCUGCGACACAUACAUCUGUAACUUGCAGAAUUUCGAGCCUCAUUGUGGUCUUUUGUAUAGAUAUAUUUUGGUGCAGGGGAUACUUCUACCACUGCUUGCAUUUUGCACAAAGUAGCGUUGCGCGCGUCCGUUUGGAUUUAAGCUGCAGUCCACUUGUCACCAACUGCAAUGCCACAACUGUGAGAGAAAAUGCAUUUAUCAUGAAACUGUGCGCCGGCAGCUUUUUAUCAUGAACUCUUCAGUGGAUCUAGAGACUCAUAUCCACAAGUGGAGCGUUUUGCUUUUCCGCCUUUCCGCCACAGAUAAUAUCACUUCACAACUACAAUGGGACAACGUGGAGGGCUAACUGGAGGAAAUGUUGCCCGUAGAAGUCCAGUGAGACAGCAGGACUGUGACUUCCAGAGGACACCUGCAGACGAGUGAAUGCCGUCUCCGAUGUGGAGCUUGUCGCUGUCCGACGCGCGAGUGGUGCUGAAAUUUGGAUGAUGCCUGCAAGACUGCAAGACUGCCGCUCCCUGCACUUCAACGAGGACAACGGCCGCUUCGUGCUGCUCGCCAUCCUCAUCGUACUGUACCUGCUGUGCGGCGCUGCGGUCUUCUCGGCCAUAGAGAGGCCCUCGGAGCUGCGGGCUCACGGCCGCUGGAACGGGACGCUUCUCAACUUCAGUGAGACCUUCAACAUCAGCCUGCAGGACCUCAACUCCUUCCUGCGGGAGUACGAGGCUGCCAUCGCCGCCGGGAUCCGGGCUGAUGCUCUGAGGCCACGAUGGGAUUUUACAGGGGCUUUUUAUUUUGUUGGAACUGUGGUGUCGACUAUAGGUUUUGGGAUGACAACGCCUGUGACAGUUGCAGGCAAGGUGUUCCUGAUCUUUUAUGGGCUUCUAGGCUGUGCUGCCACCAUCCUCUUCUUUAACCUCUUCCUGGAGCGCAUCAUCACACUUCUGGCCGUGGUGAUGAAGGCUGUGAGGGAGCGGCGAAUCAGGAACAGUGGUCUACUCCCACCAGGCAUCCGCCAUGACUUCUCGGCCUACUCCCUGCCAGGCUGGAAGCCCUCCGUGUACCAUGUGAUGCUGAUUCUCGGCCUGUCAGCCAUCACUAUAUCCUGCUGUGCUUCAGCCAUGUACACCCCAGUGGAGGGCUGGGCUUACUUAGACUCACUCUACUUCUGCUUUGUCACCUUCAGCACCAUCGGCUUUGGGGACUUUGUCAGCAGCCAGAGCGCGGCUUACAAAUACCAAAGCCUCUACAGGGUGGCCAACUUCUUCUUCAUGCUAAUGGGUGUGUGCUGCAUCUACUCACUCUUCAAUGUCAUUUCUAUUGUCAUCAAGCAGGUCCUCAACUGGAUGCUGGAGAAAAUGAGUUGCUUGUUUUGCCAGCGCUGCAAUAAGGCCAGCGCUCUCCUGGGCAGACGUAAUGCCAUCCGACCGGGCUCUAAGGGUCGCCAGAGUCGGUUUGGCCAGCCGCCUGACUCCGAUGGACCUUGUGAUAGUGACACUGAGGGACGCAGACUCUCAGGGGAGAUGAUCUCUAUGAAAGACUUGGCAGCCUCUAACAAGGUGUCGCUGGCCCUCAUGCAGAAGCAGCUGUCUGAGUCAGCCAAUGGAUAUCCCAGGACAGUCUGUGGCAGCUCACGCCAUAAUGGUUUCUCUGGGGGGGUUGGCGCCCUCGGUAUCAUGAACAACAGGCUGGCAGAGACGAGUAACUCCAGGUAGAGGAUGUAGUGAGACAGGAAACAAAGUAUGGGAGCUCUUUAUUCUCAUACUGUGUAACAACCCCCCUAUUGAUUGCCAUAGAAAAAAUACAAGGCUUUUGAAAUGGAUUGCCAGUGUAACUUGUUAUGCAUGAUACCUAUGAUUUUUUUAGGGAUCCUUUUGGUUGGAAUUACAAGCCUGUGGUGAUAAUACAGGUAAUGAUGGCGAUGGUUUUGUUGAUGAAUUUAAUGAUGAUGGCAUGAAGAGAGAACCACAGAGUCAACACGAGUUGAUCUGUACACAUGGGGACCACCCAUCACCCAUUUCAUUAACCUCAAACCUGACCCAGAGCAAAUCACUGAAGGUCUCUUAAAUAUCAGUGUUAGUCUGCAGCUGUAUUAUAUAGUUAUACACGCUUAAUAUAUCAGACUUAUACGGCUGAAAUGUUGUGCUGUAAAGGAGCCAAGGGAAGCAUGUAGUGCAAUCUUCAUAGUACUGAGGUUUUGCCAGUUUAUUUGAAUGUACAUAUUGAAUGCUGAUAUAAACAAAGACAGGUGUAAUUAAUGAAUGAUAUAGCACAUCCUGAUCUAUGCAUUAUACUUCUCAUGCAUUUUUUGCACCAUUCCAUAUCUUCCAUUGAUUGUGCCAACCCCAUUUUUUUCUUGACACAAGUUAAGUUGUACCCUCAGUUGACUGAUUUCAUUUCUGGGGGUAAGCGUGGGAAGCAGAGUUUAGCUAAGCAUGGCUGUAAUGUAGCUGAUUUCGACAGGGCUGUAGUGAGGGGCAGUUUUACAGUGUGCCACGCCAACAGGCUACAAAGAGUAAUUUCCUAUGGCUCGAGAUGGAAAAAAGAGCAGAGUUGAAGAAUGAAAAGCUUGUGAGAGAGGAACUGGCCUUCUUAUCAGCUCAAAAAAUGCUCCGGCGGCCAUAGACUUUGACUUGAAGCGUACAAAAAGGCACCUUCCAAAUCUCUCUCUCUCUCUCUUCUUUUUCAAGCUUACAGCUGUCUGCAAGUAAAAUAAAUUAUAAAGGCUUGCAUUGUGUGAAUUCCUCUUUUAAUGCAGAAUGUAGACUUUUGUAUUUGUAAAACAGAAUAAAUGAGAAGUAAAUUGAUGUUUGUUUGAAGUGAAAUAGUAAAAGGGAGUGGAGGGAGGUGGAGGGGGAGACGAAAUAUGGAUGGCUUUAUCCCGUGGGCACAUUAUGUAAAAUGAUUCAGACUGAAAGUAAAAGUCAAUCGUAGAUGCUGAAGUGGAAAACAAAACCCUAAAGGAUUCACUCGCUUCCACUGAUUUAGCUUUUGUGGGGAUUUUCUGUUUUCAUUGAGGGAGACUUCUUCUUUGCAGAUACAUGGCUCUUUCUGUAAAACAAAGUAUGAUCCAAAAGCUUACAGAGGUAGAGUUUCCUCUUGAUUUCGGAGUAAAUGUAUAGCCACGGUUUAAUGGAUGGCGGGUGUUCGCGGAGGAUACGGCACUGCCUUGUCAGGCUGCACAAUCAAUGUCCUUGUUACCAGCAGCUAUCUCUUCCAAGGCAUCUGUGAUUUAAAGCCAUGUGAUGGUGUGAUGUUUUCGUAAACAGCAAGACAAUGAAGGAGAUGUUAGUUAGUUAAACUGUUCAGGAGACAGUGAUAAAGGCAGGGAACUAAGGACAGGGGCUGGCAGCAGAAGAGGGAGAGGCAGUGGAGUAAAUCGACUCCCUUCAUAUCCAAAUGGAUGCCCAAUCCAAAUCAAUGGCCUCUCUCAGCCAAGGGCUCAACUUUUCCUGGUGUACUUCUUCAACAUCUAAUAUCCUCCCAGGCUGCUCACUUUUUUUUCUCUUGUCAUCUCUGCAUUCACUUCACAUACACUGCACCAAAACCCUCCUCUUUCCCUUUUCUCUCGGCUCUCUCCUCACGCUCAUCACCCUUACACUGUGAAUAUGAUGAGACAUGACAUAAAUGUAUAUAUAGUAUUGGAAUGUCUUAAAAAGCGCUUUUACAAUAAGGCGUGAAUUGGAUCUGGAUCUAUACUUAGUUGAUUUUCAUCCUGUUCAUGCAUAGAUCUGAAUAAUUUCCUUUACUCCCCCAGUCUCACCAAGAGGAAUAGAGAAAAUGACUCAGGUAGUUAAAUCUUCAGGCUUGUCUUAGUUUUUCCUGCAUGCCAUUAUGGUAAAGCCAUACAAGAUAGCUGUAUAUAAAACAGAGGACUCUUUCAAGUCUAUUUUUCUACAUAUAGCUUUCAAAUAUCUACAUGUGAAUGAUUGAAGAAGUCUCAAUGUCCCGUGUCUCUUACACUGUCAGUCAUCAGAUUGAUAAGAUGCAAUGUUCAAAAUUAACUCUGCAGAAACAUGGAUGUUAUGGUGACCAGAUGUUAAAGAGUUGUUUUACAUUUAGGAAAAUAUGCAUAUUUCUUUAGUUUGAGUUAGAUGAGAAGAUUGAUACCUUUUUCACUUAUAAAAAGGUAAAUAUGUUAGCUUAGCUUAGCAUAAAGACUGGAAAUAGUCGUAAAGCCACAGUGAGUAGUUUUUUCCCUUUGGUGAUUCUACGUAUUUAACAAAUUAGAUAUAUCAUGUUAAUUAGUGAGCUUCAGAUGUGGUAAUAGGGGAAUCUGCUUACGUUACAACUGGUACCUGCCAAGAAAUAGUCUGGUAUAACUCACUGUAAAACAGUAAAUGGUCAAAAUGUAACAUGUUGAAGUGUAAAUGUGGUUUUCAGUGGCCUCUAGCAGUUCAGAUUGCAACCACUAUCUUCCCAGGCAUGUGCGUAUGCUCGAACUAAUAAACGCGUCAAAACAGAGACAGACACACCGGAGACAGCAUCAUACUAAAUGCUGGAAACUCAGGUAAACUCCCACUCAGGGAUGGACAGUAUUUAUGAUACAUGUAUUUAAAAAUACUUGAAAUACAAAAUAGGGUUUUGUAAUUUGUAUUUCAUAGGGUUGAUAAAAAUAGCUUCAUAUUUUGCAUCAAAAUACUAAAAUACUGUAAAAUUCUUUGUGAGAAGUCUACGUGAUGACUAUCUACUCAGUAAUUUGCUCAGACUUUUUAAUGUCAGAAUAGAACAUUUAUCCAGACCCAAAGAAGAAUGUCAAGAUAAGAAACAUGUACAUUUACAUUUACUCAUCUGGCAGACACUUUUAUCCAAAGCGACUUACAUUUGAGGAACAACAUACAAGCAUCAACAGAGCAUCAACUACAGAUCUACAA
Micropterus salmoides (largemouth bass) is the source of this 4966-nucleotide messenger RNA. It is a transcript of the gene kcnk12, whose product is annotated as potassium channel, subfamily K, member 12. Gene Ontology annotation, cellular component: membrane. Gene Ontology annotation, molecular function: potassium ion leak channel activity. Lineage: Eukaryota; Metazoa; Chordata; Actinopteri; Centrarchiformes; Centrarchidae. The transcript is spliced from 2 exons. Bases 578 to 1807 code for a protein of 409 amino acids. Gene Ontology annotation, biological process: stabilization of membrane potential; potassium ion transmembrane transport. The record is from RefSeq and is a predicted model, not a curated record.